CUAAAUACACUCAAGCUAAAUAUAAUUAUUCUGGUAAGAGCGUAUUUUUUCCAACAGAAAGAACAUUUCAGGAACAUCAUACUACCUUUAAAUGGUUUAAAAAAAAGAGGAGGAGUAUAAAACUUCAUUGGCCGUCACUUGUACUGUUGUCAUGCGAAAUUUGAAUAUGCUGAAACUGUAAUAAUGAGAAUUGAUUUUCCGUGACACCAUCAAUGAUACACAAAGGAUAUAUAUAAAACGUUACUAAUUGUGUAUAGACUUUUCCCAGAUCUUCUAAUACAAGACUGAGUGAGAUUCUGUGAGAAUGUAAAAUGUGUAAAAGGUCACAGAUAAAGUGCAACGCCCCGUUCAGCGCUAGUUACGCCUCUGGGAGGCAGCGGACUUUGAAAUCUUCCUCUGUAAAAUGAAAGUAAACGGAGAGGGAAAUUUAGAAUGAAAGAAGCAAGAUUGCAGGAAGCUAUUCGUCACUUUCUAGUACAACUAAGACGCGGUGGUGUAAUGAAUCAAGUCUCAGAAUGAACUCGCAUGUUUCUGAAGAUCACAGUGCUGUGAAGAAGCUUUGUGUGUUUGAGCCCUACGGGAAGCAUAAAAACAUAGGCAAAUGUCUGAUCAUCAAUAAUGAGCACUUUCCUGACUCACCACAUUUGCAUAGGAAGGGAUCUUCAGUAGAUGAACGCUUACUGUCGAGCACGUUCAAGUCCCUUGGUUUUCAUGUACAGGUGGAGAAAAACCUGUCAGCUAAUGAAAUGAUUGGUGUGCUGAGAAAAGUAUCUAAAGAGAACCACACAGACAAUUCCUGCUUUGUGUGUGUACUGAUGAGCCACGGAGAAGAGGGAAAAAUCCUUGGAUCAGAUGACCGCUGGAUCCCUGUCAAAACUCUGACCUCUCUCAUGACUUCUGACCUCUGCCCUAGUCUGCGGGACAAGCCGAAACUCUUCUUCCUACAGGCCUGCAGGGGAAUGGAAUUUGACCCUGGUGUUGAGGCAGACGGUGAAGAAGCACCGGGGGAAUUUGUUGGAAUAUCAGACGUUCCCGAGGUGGAUUUUCUCUGCUGUUAUUCCACAGUGGAAGGUUAUUACUCAUGGAGAAAUCCAGAAAAAGGCUCUGUAUUUAUCAGUGAACUUUGCAAGAUGUUGAAGGACUGUCAUCUAGAGAUUAUUCAGACUCUCACAAGAGUAAACCAUCAUGUGGCUUAUCACUUCCAGUCUUGCACCAUAGACCCGAAUACACAUAUGAAGAGACAAAUGCCGUGCUUGGCCUCCAGACUGACCAAGGAUUUUUACCUUCAUGUAGCAGAGAAGAAAAAUAAAUAAUAUAAAUAAAAAAAAUAAUUGUCAAUCGCUGGCAGCAAGUCAGUGACGUCAUUUGCAAGGAGAGGCAGCAAUUUAUUAAUAUGUUAGCCAUAUACUUCAUUCAGUGUUCUCUAUGAUACGUUAAUGAUGUAUACGAUGUCAGAUCUGUAAAACAGUCUAAACACAUGCAGUGAAUUAAAUUAUUCAGAUACUU
Molecule: messenger RNA, 1506 nt
Organism: Megalobrama amblycephala (Wuchang bream)
Lineage: Eukaryota; Metazoa; Chordata; Actinopteri; Cypriniformes; Xenocyprididae
Gene: casp21
Product: caspase 21, apoptosis-related cysteine peptidase
Exons: 6
Coding region: 516-1313 (265 amino acids)
Biological process (GO): proteolysis
Molecular function (GO): cysteine-type endopeptidase activity
Source: RefSeq, a predicted model, not a curated record